This is a messenger RNA of Columba livia (rock pigeon), 7265 nucleotides long. Its product is annotated as lactosylceramide 4-alpha-galactosyltransferase-like. The coding region runs from base 999 to 2198 and encodes 399 amino acids. Gene Ontology annotation, biological process: glycosphingolipid biosynthetic process. The record is from RefSeq and is a predicted model, not a curated record. The transcript is spliced from 2 exons. Lineage: Eukaryota; Metazoa; Chordata; Aves; Columbiformes; Columbidae. Gene Ontology annotation, molecular function: galactosyltransferase activity.
UUUGCCAUUGCUGUGCAAUGGCACUUGCGGUUUCGGAGGAAGGUAGAGAGACGUAUUUCCUGUGUUUGUUUUGUGAAACAAAUGGACUGGCUAAUGCAGCAUCAAAAUUGUGCUCUUAUCGGCUACAAAAGCAGCAAUGUACUUCUGAAUAUACAGAAGUGUGCUUGCGGUGGAAGUUCCUCAUCUUACUGAAAAUGUGCACAUAACAUUGCAGCUUGCUCACCGUUAGAUCAGAGCUGUGCUUUCGUGCCGUCUCUUCAGCCAAAGGCUCUGUUCCCUUAAGCCUGGACCUGCUUUCUCCUCUAUAGCUUACCAAGCUAAAAAUGAUUGAUGGGAUUCAACAGGCUAUGGUGUGGAGAGAGUGGGAGAUAGCUAUGCAAAAAGCAAAAUGGGUUUUUUUGCUGUCAAUUCUCUGCAGGAGAAGAAAAUGUUCUGGGAAUCCAGAGCUGAUUAUUUGUGUAUUGGCUGCCUCUCCUCUGUCCCCAAAGCCCAGUGCCUCGUGGAGAGCGGUGGCUCCAUGCUCCAUUUGGAAACCCCCCAGUGCAGCUCAAAAGUCAUUUGGAUUUUCUGUCCUGUUCACUGUCUCUUUGGUUAAAGAUUAAAGCUUUUUGCUGUUUCCUGAAGCUGUCUGUCCUGGAGCAUGGGGACUUGGAUUUGGAAAUGGAGCGGAGAGAGGCAGGAUAAAUCUUACGAUCAUAAAAUCAUUUUGGUUUGAAAAGACUUUUAAGAUCAUUGAGUCCGACUGUAAUCCCAAAAGUGCCAAGUCCACCACUAAACCAUGGCCCUAAACUUCACAUCUAUGUGUCUUUUCAGUAUCUCCAGGGACAGUGACUCAACCACUUCGCUGGGCAGCCUGUUCCAUUGCUUUAGAACUCUCUUAGUGACUAAUUUUUUCCUAAUGUUCUGUCUAAACCUCUCCUGGUGCAAUUUGAGCUGUUGCCUAUUGUCCUAAAUACCACAGUUCUCCUUGCUGCUUCUAUGCAUGCUUUGGCGCACUGAUGUUUGGGGCCCAGUGGUGGAUCCAGGAGAUAUUGCUUCUGCUGUCCUUAACUUCAGGGAAGAUCACAACGGUUGUGCUGGGGGAGCAGGCUCUGACGGGAGCGAGACUGCCCAGGAUGUCCAGCUACCUGCAAAAACUGACCACAGUGCUGCCGAGCCACAGGCCUGGGGCUCUGUUUAUCCUCAUCAUUUCAUUUCUGCUCGUUGCCUCUGUUGUGUUCUACCAGAGAACUGGGAAGGACGCUGAGGGCCAGCUCUAUGGCUUGUCUAUACAAAACAGGUGUAAACAGUUUUUCGCUUCCCCUCCCCACACCAUUGCUGGUGGGCCUCCUCCUUCCCCAGGGGAUGUGUUUUUUGUGGAGACCUCUGAGCAAACUAACCCAAGUUACCUGUUCACGUGCUCUGUGGAGUCAGCGGCCCGGGCACACCCUGGAACACGGGUUGUGGUGCUCAUGAAAGGCCUGGCAAAGGGGAAUGUCUCAUUGCCCAGCCACUGGGCAUUCUCAUUGCUGAGCUGCUUCCCCAACAUGGAGAUCCGGCCCCUGGACUUGGCAGAGCUUUUCUCAGGAACACCUCUGGCAAAGUGGUACUCACAGCCUGAGCACCAGAAGGAACCUUAUUUCUUUCCCGUCCUGUCUGACGCCUGCAGAAUUGCCAUCAUGUGGAAAUUUGGUGGCAUCUACCUGGACACAGACUUCAUUGUACUGAAGAACUUGAAGAACCUCACCAAUGCCCUUGGUAUUGAGUCUCAGGAUGUGCUGAAUGGGGCCUUUCUGUCCUUCAAACCCAAGCAUGAGUUCAUAGAACUUUGCAUGCAGGACUUUGUCGAUAACUACAAAAGCUGGAUCUGGGGGCACCAGGGCCCACAGCUACUAACACGUGUCUUCAAGAAGUGGUGCUCUAUCAGUAAUAUCCAAAGUGGUAUGAUCUGCAAAGGAGUGAGUGCUCUUCCCCCUGAUGCUCUUUAUCCCAUUCCAUGGCAGGACUGGAAGAAAUUAUUUGAAGCAAUCAGCUCCUCAGAGCUUCACAAUCUCCUUAAGAACACCUAUGCGGUGCAUGUAUGGAACAAACUGAGCCACGAUGCAAGGCUAGAGAUCACGUCCCAGGCUUUGCUGGCUCAGCUGUAUUCUCAGUUCUGCCCUGCCACAUCUGCACAGAUGAAGAAGGACUUUGAAGAGCAGUCAAGGCCUGUAAUGUGACCUGCGGCAGGGAAGUUUUCCAACCUGAAGGAAACUGAGUGCCUUCCACAAAGUUGGUUUCUAGCCCACAGAGCAGGUAUUCUGUGUGACAGCUCAGUGAUUUCAGUGAUUUUUAUACCAAUUAUGAUAUCUGCCUCAGGUCAUGCAUGCUUAAAUUAUACACCAGAACUUUAAUUUGGUCUCUCUUGCUGUCCUUCAGUAGCCCUUGAUGCUGCAGGGAAAGGUGUCCUUGUUCAUUGGUGCCUAGGACAGAAUCUGUCUGUUAAUACAUGGCUCUGUGACUGAUGUCACUACCACAAUUUUGGACUUUCCGUUAACUGGAUGCUGUAAACAGCACCAGGUUUGCUGGUGUUGGAUGGGGUUCACCUUUCUCAAAGGAGGAGGAGGGUCUUUGCACUUGAUCUCUCUGGGCUCAUUGACAGAACUUUAAAGUAGACAUUUAUGGGGGAGUGGGACAAUAUCAGGCUUGCCUGUGACAGGCUAUGGGAGAAGACGCUAAGGUUAGAGAGGUGGGGUGCUAGUGAGGACCCUCAGUCGGUAGCCCUGAGAUGUGUUGGCCUCACUGAAGCACACUUGAAGUCUUAUGGAGAUGAGCCAGGGCUCCCGAGAUAGUAGAAGCCAACAGGAAAACACCAGUUAAAUACUUCAAAUGAAGUAAUGGUUGUUCCUCUAAGAAGAUGACACGGCCAACAGCCCAGCUGAAGUGCCUGUACACCAAUACACGCUGCAUGGGCAACAAACUGAGCUGAAGGCCACUAUGCUGCUAGAAGACUGCAACCUAGUGGCCAUUACUGAAACUUAGUGGGACGAAUCCCACGAGUGGAAUGUGGCUUCAAUGGCUACAGGCUGUUCAGAAGGGACAGGAUAGGAAGGAAGGGUGGAGGGGUUGCCCUCCACAUCAAGAGAAAGAUAGAGCAUGAAGAGCUGUCUCUGAGGAAUAGCCAGGAGCAGGUUGAAUGCUUAUGGGUAAGAAUUGGAGGCCGAGGCAACAAAGGAAACCUUGUCAUUGAUUGCUACUACAGGACGCCCAAUCAGGGAGAGACUGUUGAUGGAGUAUUCUUAUUCCAGCUACAGGAGGCAUCUUGCUUGCAGGCUCUUGUCCUGCUGGGGAACUUCAACCACCCUGAUGUCUGCUGGAAAAGAGCACGGUGAGCUGUAGGGAAUCCAGGAGGCUCCUGGAGUGCAUUGAGUAUAACUUCCUGAGCCAGGUAAUAGAGAGCCCUACCAGGGGGGAUGCAAUACUGCGCCUGAUGGUCACUAAUGCAGGUGAGCUAGUUGGUGACAUCAAAACUGGAGGCAGCCUGGACUGCAGUGAUUUUGGGCUGCUCGUGGAAUUUGCAGUCCUGAGGGAUGUGGAACAAGCAAAGACUAAAGUCAGGACCCUCAAUUUUAGGAAAGCCAACUUCCAUCUCAUCAAGUAAUUAGUCAAUAGGGAAACUGCUGGUCAAGCUAAGGGCAAGAAGGAAAUGAACAGGCAGAGGAAGCAGGGACAGGUAUCCUGGGAAGAGUAUAGAGACACAGCCCGGUUGUGCAGAGAUGGGGUCAGGAAGGCCAAGGUUCAGUAAGGGAUGCGAAGAAUAGCAAGAAGGGCUUCUACAGGUAUGUCAACCAGAAAAGGAAGGUUAAAAAAGGUGUACCCCCCCACUUCGAUGAGUAAGACUUCUCAACUGUUAACAACGGAUGAGGAGAAGGCUGAGGUACUCAACAACUUAUUUGCCUCAGCCUUCACUGGCAAGCUCUCUUCCCUAACCUCUCAAGUGGAUGAACUGCAAGACAGGGACUGAGGGAACAAAGACCCUCCCUCCUAUAAAUGAAGAUCAUGUUCAUGACCACCUGAGAAAACUGAACAUACAUAAGUCUAUGAGGCCCAAUGAGAUGCAUCCCAGAGUCCUGAGGGAAUUGGCUGAUGUAGUUGCCAAGCCACUCUCCAUGAUAUUUCAAAAAUCAUGGCAGUCAGGGGAAGUCCCUGGUUACUGGGAAAGGGGAAACAUCACACCUAUUUUGAAAAAGGGUAGAAAGGAGGACCCCAGGAACUACUGACCUGUCAGCCUCACCUCUGUGCCUGGGAAGAUCUUGGAACAGAUCCUCCUAGAAGCUGUGCUAAGGCACAUGGAGGACAGGAAGGUGGUAAGAGACAGCCAGCAUGGCUUCACCAAGGGCAAAUCCUGUGACCUAUCUGGUGGCCUUCUACGAUGGAGUAACUACAUCAGUUGACAAAGGAAAGGCUAUGGAUGUUGUCUAUUUGGACUUGUAUAAAACCUUUGACAUGGUUCCCCACAACAUCCUUCUCUCUAAAUUAGAGAGGUAUGGACUUGAUGGGUGGACUGUUUGGUGGAUGAGGAACUGGCGGGAUGGUUGCAUCCAGAGAGUAGUGUUCAAUGGCACAAUUUGUGGAUGGACACUGGUGAGAAGUGGUGUCCCUCAUGGGUCCAUCUUGGGCCCAGUAAUAUUUAAUAUCUUCAUCAAUGUCAUAGACAGUGGGAUCAAGUGCAGCCUCAGCAAGUCUGCAGAUGACACCAAGCUGAGUGGUGCAGUUGACAUGCCUGGGGGACAGGAUGUCAUCCAGAGGGACCUGGACAAGCUCGAGAAGUGGGCCCAAGUGAACCUCAUGAGGUCCAACAAGGCCAAGUGCAAGGCCCUGUACCUGGGUCAGGGUAACCCCCGGUAUCAAUACAGGCUGGAGGAUGAAGAGAUUGAGAGCAGCCCAGUGGAGAAGGACUCGGGGGGGUACUAUUGGAUGAAAGAUUGGACAUGAGCCAGUAAUGUGUGCUUGUAGCCCAGAAGGCAAAUCGUAUCUUGGGCUGCACCAAAAGAAGCAUGGCCAGGAAGCUGAGGGGGGUGAUUCUGCCCCUCUGCUCUGGUGAGACCCCAUGUGGAGUCCCGCAUCCAGCUCUGGAGCCCUCAGCACAGGAAAGACAUAGACCUGUUGGAGAGGGUCCAGAGGAGACCACCAAGAUGAUCAGAGGGCUGGAACACCUCUCCUGUAGGGACAGGCUUAGAGAGAUGGAUUUUUCAGCCUGGAAAAGACUCCAGGAAGACCUUAUUUUAGCCUACCAGUACUUAAAAGGGGCCUAAGAGUAAUAUGAGGAGAGAAUUUUUAGCAGGACCUGUUACGACAGGACAAGGGGUAGUGGUUUUUAAACUGAAGGAGGGGGAUAUUCAAGCUAGACACAAGGAAGAAAUUUUUUGCAAUGAGAGUGGUGAAACACUGGCCCAGGUUGCCCAGAGAGGUGGUAGAUGCCCCAUCCCUGGAGACAUUCCAGGCCAGGCUGGACGGGGCUCUGAGCAACCUGAUCUAGUUGAAAAUGUCCCUGCUCAUUGCAAGGGGGUUGGACUAGAUGGUAUUUGAAGGUCCCUUCCAACCCAAACUAUUCUGUGAUUAUUAUAGAAUCCACAGAAUGUCAGGGAUUGGAAGGGACCUCAAAAGAUCAUCUAGUCCAAUCCCCCUGCCGGAGCAGGAACACCUAGAUGAGGUUACACAGGAAUGUGUCCAGGUGGGUUUUGAGUGUCUCCAGAGAAGGAAACUCCACAACCUCCCUGAGCAGCCUGUUCCAGUGCUCUGGCACCCUCACUGUGAAGAAGUUUCUUCUCAAAUUUAAAUGGAACUUUCUGUGUUCCAGUUUAUAGCCAUUGCCCCUCAUCCUAUCACUGGUUGUCACCAAGAAGAGCCUGGCUCCAUCCUCGUGACACUCACCCUUUAUCUAUUUAUAAACAUUAAUGAGGUCGCCCCUCCAUCUCCUCCAAACUAAAGAGACACUGAUCCUUCAGCCUUUCCUCAUAAGGGAGAGGUGCCACUCCCUCAUUCAUCUUAGUUGCCCUGCACUGGACUCUCUCCAGCAGUUCCCUGUCCUUCUUGAACUGAGGGGCUCAGAACUGGACACAGUAUUUCAGACGUCAUCUCACCAGGGAAGAGUAGAGGGGAAGGAGAACCUCUCUCGAUCUACUAACCACCCCCCUUAUAAUACACCCCAGGAUGCCAUUGGCCUUCUCGGCCACAGGGACACAGUGCUGGCUCAUGGUCAUCCUGCUGUCCACCAGGACCCCCACGUCCCUUUCCCCUACGCUGCUCUCUAAUAGGUCAUUCCCCAACUUAUACUGGAACCUGGGGUUGUUCCUACCCAGAUGCAAGACUCUACACUUGCCCUUGUUAUAUUUCAUUAAAUUUUUCCCUGCCUAACCCUCCAGUGUGUCCAGGUCCCACUGGAUGGCAGCACAGCCUUCUGGCCUGUCAGCCACUCCUCUCAGUUUGGUGUCAUCAGCAAACUUGCUGACAUUGCACUCUAUUCCCUCAUUUAAGUCAUUGAUGAAUAUAUUGAAUAAUACUGGUCCCAGUACCGACCCCUGAGGCACUCCACUCCCCUGAGGCCUCCAACUAGACUCUGCCCCACUGACCACAACUCUCUGGCUUCUUUCCUUCAGCCAGUUCCCAGAACUAUCAAUUGCUCUUCUGUGUCUGUUCUCUUAGUUGUGUCAGGCCUGAAACACCUCUCAUGUAUUUUCAACAUCUGUAGGAAUCCUUGGCUUGCUCUGUGUAACGUUUCUAAGUAUAUAAAUAAAUGACAGAAAGUGCUAUUGGGCCUAUGAUUUCAUCAUUAGGCCUUAACUCAUUACCACAGCUUUUAGCUCUAUAGCUUUUUGUCUUAUUUGCAAAGGCACCCUGCUUGUUCUUACCCUGGUUUUGUUCUUCUGAGCAACAUAUCCCUGGUGGUCAAUUUGACUGUGCUUUUCCUGAAGGUAAGAUUGUACCCAGUUGUGCAAACCUAAGAUCUGUUUACCGUGCUGUGUUUCUCCAACAAAAUCAUGUUCAAAACAGAAAGAAUCAGGUCUGUAAUAAACCAAAGAAGAAUUUGUAGGUCUUUUAUGUGUAUCAAUAGUUCAAACGGGCAGAGGUAAAAGGCAAGAAGAUACACAAGCUGGUUAUCUUGAUUUGUGAGCAGUUAUUUUGUUUGUCUGGAUGGUGUUGUGUUUUCUUUCUUACUUUGCACAAAACGUGCAAUGAAAUUUAGCCACGAAGUCUAAAUUGGUGUUUGAUGAUGAAGGUUACUAAUAAAUGCCACAGAUGCAUCA